GGUAUCCAUUCCCUAUAAGGUUAAAACCAGCUCACACCUCAUAAUUGAUGCUAAGCAAAUAUGAAAAUAAAUUCCCAAGGAACCAAACCUAAACGUUACUGUAAAUCUUGGCUGCAGCCAUGGCAUCAUUUCUGAAAUUCCAUGCACUCUCAACAUUUCUUGCUGUUAUCAUCAUCUUUUUAUCUUGCACUCCACUUGCAUUGGCAAAAUGUGAAGCGGAAUCCGAAAAUGGAUGCCAUGACAAGGCAGAAUCUAUGAAGCUAAAAGUCAUUGCCAUUGUCGUAAUUUUAGUGGCUAGCAUGAUUGGUGUAUGUUUACCACUUUUUUCUCGUCUAAUGCCAGCACUUAGACCCGACAGGGACUAUUUCACUGUGGUUAAGGCAUUUGCUUCUGGUGUUAUCCUAGCGACCGGAUACAUGCACGUGUUACCGGAUUCUUUCAAUGACUUAACGUCCGACUGUUUGCCUGAAAACCCAUGGAAGAAGUUCCCUUUCACAACCUUCGUGGCUAUGCUGUCGGCUGUGAUGACUCUCAUGGUGGAUUCGUUUGCCAUGAGUAUAUACAAGAAACAUUGUGCUAAAGCUUCAGUGGUGGAUGCCAGCGAUGGUGCGAGACUGGAAAAUGGGAAUGUACAAAUAGAGAAUUUUGGACAUGGACAUCACCAUCCACUCGAGAAGAAUGAAACAUCAUCACAAUUGUUAAGGCAUCGAGUUAUAGCUCAGGUAUUAGAGUUGGGAAUUAUAGUACAUUCAGUGGUGAUUGGCAUUGGAAUGGGGGCCUCUGACAAUAAGUGCACCAUUCGAUCACUCAUUGCUGCUCUUUGCUUCCAUCAAAUGUUUGAGGGAAUGGGACUUGGGGGAUCCAUACUACAGGCUGAAUACAAGCUCAAAAUGAAGGCAACCAUGGCAUUCUUCUUUUCAACCACAACUCCGCUAGGAAUUGUUGUAGGAAUUGGUUUGUCAAGGGUUUACAGUGAGACCAGCCCAACUUCACUUAUUGUGGUAGGACUACUAAAUGCUUGCUCAGCAGGGUUGCUGAAUUACAUGGCUCUGGUAGAUCUCCUGGCAGCUGAAUUUAUGGGCCCUAAGCUUCAAACAAAUAUGAAGCUCCAGGCUUGGUCAUAUAUUGCUGUUUUAUUUGGUGCUGGAUUUAUGUCUCUAAUGGCAAAAUGGGCUUAGUUAUUUCUACAUGUACUCAAGGAAAAUUGUCUUUUUUCUUUCGUUUUUUAACAGCUUUUGUCUCAAUAAAUCACCGAUUAAUUUUAUUUGGAUACUGUUGAAGAGCUGUUCUUAAUAGAUUCUGAAGUCUGAACUAGCACUGCUACAUUUGUUUCAUCGUAAACACGUGGCUUUUUAACUAAGUAAAUUUGGUUACAUCACAAUUAUUCAAUCAUCACCAACAAAACCUUGACAGCAAUUUGAU
Durio zibethinus is the source of this 1422-nucleotide messenger RNA. RefSeq names its product zinc transporter 7-like. The record is from RefSeq and is a predicted model, not a curated record. Gene Ontology annotation, biological process: zinc ion transmembrane transport. Gene Ontology annotation, molecular function: zinc ion transmembrane transporter activity. Gene Ontology annotation, cellular component: plasma membrane. Lineage: Eukaryota; Viridiplantae; Streptophyta; Magnoliopsida; Malvales; Malvaceae.